Molecule: messenger RNA, 755 nt
Organism: Aspergillus candidus
Lineage: Eukaryota; Fungi; Ascomycota; Eurotiomycetes; Eurotiales; Aspergillaceae
Product: peptide alpha-N-acetyltransferase MAK3
Exons: 2
Coding region: 7-636 (209 amino acids)
Biological process (GO): N-terminal peptidyl-methionine acetylation
Cellular component (GO): NatC complex
Molecular function (GO): protein-N-terminal amino-acid acetyltransferase activity
Source: RefSeq, a predicted model, not a curated record
CUCACAAUGUCGCAACCCCAACCACCCCCCCUCCGCUACAUCCGCUACGAACCCUCCCGCGAAGACGAAUACGUAGCCGCCAUGCGCCAGCUCAUCUCCAAAGACCUCUCCGAACCCUACAGCAUUUACGUCUACCGCUACUUCCUCUACCAAUGGGGCGACCUGUGCUUCAUGACCGUCGAUGACUCCCGUCCUGAGGACCCCAUCGUCGGCGUCGUCGUCUCCAAGCUGGAGCCGCACCGCGGGGGGCCCAUGCGCGGGUACAUCGCCAUGUUAGCCGUGCGGGAGGAAUACCGCGGCCGCGGGAUCGCAACGAAGCUGGUGCGCAUGGCGAUUGAUGCUAUGAUUGCGAGAGACGCGGAUGAGAUCGCCCUCGAAACAGAAAUCACAAACACAGCCGCCAUCAAACUCUACGAACGUCUCGGCUUCCUCCGCAGCAAGCGCCUACACCGCUACUACCUCAACGGCAACUCCGCCUACCGACUCGUGCUCUACCUCAAGGAAGGCGUCGGCAACAUGCGCACAUCGUUUGACCCAUACGCCGCGCCCGCCGAAGCGCGGCCGGAGAUGUCCGGCGCGGCUGCUGUUCCUGCGGCGCCGGCGCCACCGCCGUUGCUGCAGGGGAAUGGACGGUGAUUUCUCUUCUCUUUUCUUUUCUUUUCUUUUCUGGGAUGCGGGGUGUUCCAUUGGGGAUGACGUGGGACGGGUGUAAUAUGAUAUGAUAUGAUAUGUGAGAGGACUUACAUAUGCAAUGC